Molecule: messenger RNA, 387 nt
Organism: Talaromyces atroroseus
Lineage: Eukaryota; Fungi; Ascomycota; Eurotiomycetes; Eurotiales; Trichocomaceae
Exons: 1
Coding region: 1-387 (128 amino acids)
Source: RefSeq, a predicted model, not a curated record
AUGCCGCUGCAGCAGCAAGAGUUCUCCUCCAGACCCAAUCACCCACCUGUCGGCGCGGCUGCAGUUUGGACUCCCGAGGAAGGCCAAUGGUACUCGAUCGGACCUGGAAUUUGGGAGUUGCUGUUAAACGGCAAACGGGAGUCGCACAAUAAAUCAGUGCUUCAGUGGUACGAGCCAGGAGCCACAUCAGUGACGGACGAGGUCAUCACGCACACCUACAUUGAGGAAGUUUGCUUUAUCGAAGGAGGCUUGGAGGAUGUCAGCCUUGGUCAAGCCUGGAGUAUUGGUGCUUACGCAUACAGACUGCCUGGCAUGAAGCAUGGACCAUACAAGGCAUCCCCUCAGGGCUGUCUGCAGUUUGUCAAACUGGUAGAGGCAUCAAAAUAA